Molecule: messenger RNA, 2573 nt
Organism: Mangifera indica (mango)
Lineage: Eukaryota; Viridiplantae; Streptophyta; Magnoliopsida; Sapindales; Anacardiaceae
Product: general transcription factor 3C polypeptide 5-like
Exons: 14
Coding region: 443-2236 (597 amino acids)
Biological process (GO): transcription initiation at RNA polymerase III promoter
Cellular component (GO): transcription factor TFIIIC complex
Source: RefSeq, a predicted model, not a curated record
UCUUUAAGGUUGAACAUGAGCGAAGAUUUCAUAAAUCUUCUAUGGCUUUAUUGAAAUGCAUUAAAUGAAUCUAUUCAAGCUCCACAUGUUUCAAAAACUAUCAAAAACAUCCCUUCUGUUUUGGAGUCCGUGUCCAUCUCACUAUCUCUGGACAGCGAAAGGCGCGAAACCCCAAUCUUACCCAUAAUAUUUCCUGCAAAAUUUUAUAUGAAAGUUAAUCCAAACCCUAAUUUUAUUCCUAAAAAAAGUCUAAUUUAUAUCUAAAUUUACAAAUAAAUCUCAAAACUUAUUCCAAAAUUCGAAAUUUAUCAACUAAAAGCUUUACUGCUGUUGCUGUCGUCACCAUCGACCAACGCCACCGCAGAAGAAACGCUCCUCCACCACAACCACCGUGAUUUUUAAGACUUUAGAGAUUUGUGUUGAUUUUUUAGCACUGACAGUGAUGGGAGUGAUAAAAAACGGCACCGUUUCUGGCAAUUUACCAAGCAAUGAAACCUUUGCUGUUCACUAUCCGGGCUAUCCUUCUUCGACGUCACGUGCCAUCCAAACGCUUGGAGGAACUGAGUCACUUCUCAAGGCCCGUAGUUCAAAAUCUAACAAGUUGGAGCUCCAUUUUCGCCCAGAGGACCCAUAUUCACGUCCUACAUUUGGAGCACUUAAUUCUUGUAACAGCUUUCUGUUAAAAAUAUCUAAAAAUAAGUCUUCUGAUGGCCAAAGUGCUGAACCGUCUUGCAAGAUGUUGAAACAUCCGUUGCCUGAGACAACUAAUAAUGGAAAUAGUCAAGUUUGUCAGCCUGAAGGCAAAUCAGUUUCUGCUGGCAAAGAAGUUGAUGCGCAGUUAUCAGAAGAAGACAAUGUAAACCUUUCAGCUGAUAUUGUUGCUAGGGUCUCUGAGGGUUACUAUUUUGAUGGCAUGGCUGACUACCAGCAUGUUGUUGCCAUUCAUGCUGAUGUUGCUAGGAGGAAAAAAAGAAACUGGACAGAAAUGGAGGAGAAACAUUUUGAGAAGGAUGGUCUCAUGAAUCUGGACGAGGAUGAUGUGAUGAUGAUGCUGCCCCCAUUUUUUGCACCUAAGGAUAUACCAACAAAUUUAGUGUUAAGACCAUCAGCCCUUCCUAGUUCAAAAAAGAAAGAAGAAGAAGUUGUGCAGAAUCCUCGUGAGCUUUUGACUAUGGACAUAACUUCAGGUCUAGCAAUUGAUUUUAACAUUAAAGAGAUUCCUGAAAAAGUAAACUGGGAGGAAUUAAUAUCUCGAGAUUCUGAGCAAUGGAAGUGGCAAAUGGCCGUGUCUAAGCUCUUUGAUGAGCAUCCUAUAUGGCCUAAAGCAUCCAUUACUGAGCGAUUGCUUGAUGAAGGUCUAAAAUUUAACCGGUUGAUGCUUAAAAGGCUUAUGCUUGGAAAUGCAUACUACUUCUCUAAUGGACCCUUUCUCAGGUUCUGGAUCAGAAAAGGUUAUGAUCCUCGCAAAGAUCCAGAAUCUCGCAUAUAUCAAAGAAUUGAUUAUCGAGUGAAGCCACAAGUGCGGAGCUAUUGUGAGUCUAAUGCAGCAGCUAAAUUGAAGAAUAGAUGGAAAGAUUUAUGUGCAUUCAAAGUAUUUCCGACCAAAUGCAGUACAUCAUUACAACUAUUUGAACUUGCUGAUGAUUACAUUCAACAAGAGAUUAGAAAGCCCACUAAGGAAACAACUUGCUCUUUGGAAACAGGUUGGUUCUCAAGGCGUGAGCUUGCUCUUAUAAGAAACCGUGUGGAGGUUAGGUUUCUGUCAGUGUACCCAGAGCCGGGUGCGGGGAACUUACUGAAAACUGCUUCAGACCGCUUUGCAAGGUUAAAGAAGAUAUCAUUUUUGAAUCAUACCUUAAAACCUUGUCAAAAAGAACACCAGCACGUGAAUAAAGGCGACAAAGAUAAAGGAAAACAUGAAAAUCUUGGUGAUGAGAAUGAAGAUAGGAUAGAGGAAGUUGAGUACGAAGACGAAGAAGAUAGAAUAGAGACCGAUAACAGUGAAGAUGAGUCGGAUGCUGAAGCUCUGGAUCUGGUCGAUGAGGAAGAAGAAAUCCCCUUUCAGUCUCAGUCAAAUCCAGAUUGGGAGAACAACUCAAAAUUAUAUUUACAAGAGCUUUUUGGGAGUUUUCCAGUUGGUGAUCUUGGUGGUGACAAUAAACAAGACGACAAUGCUAGCGACGGGGAGUUUCAGACUUAUGAGUUGGAUAGUGAUGGUGAUUACUCAGAUGAGUAACCUUCGAUCCUAGCUGUUGAUAUGGAUGGAGGUAUUUAUUUUUACGGGAAGUUUCCGACUCAUGAGCCUAAUAGCGACAGUGAUUAUUCAGACGAGUAACCUUUGAUUCUAGCUGAUGAUAUGGAUAGAGGUAUUUAUUUUUCCAACCUUAUUUGCUGGGUCUGUUACUCAAUCUUUGACCACUUUACAAAUCUAAGCUGCAAUAACAUUAGAGGUGUAAUAUAUAGGAAUUUAUCUUACAUUUUAUAGUGCUGGUUUGAUUUUUAGCUUCAUUGUAAGUACUAUUUUGUUGAAAAACUUUACAUUUAUAGAGGUAUGUAAUGAAUUUUGGGGAAAA